ACAGAGCUUGGGAACAAGAAGGAGCUGAAAUCCAUGCCCUUCAUCACCUACCUCUCAGGCCUGCUGACAGCACAGAUGCUGUCUGAUGACCACCUCAUCUCAGGCGUGGAGAUUCACUGCGAGGAGAAAGGACGCUGCCCGUCCACUUGCCAUUUGUGCCGGCGCCCUGGCAAGGAGCAGCUCAGCCCCACGCCAGUUCUGCUGGAGAUCAACCGAGUGGUGCCUCUGUACGCUCUGAUCCAGGACAACGAUACCAGGGAGGCUUUCAAGGGAGCGCUGAUGAGCUCAUACUGGUGCUCGGGGAAAGGCGAUGUUAUCGAAGACUGGUGCAGGUGUGACCUCAACGCCUUCGAUGAGAACGGACUCCCGAACUGCAGCCCUCUCCCUCCGCCUGUCCUGCGGCUCUCCCCCAGUGUGGAGCCCUCCAGCACGGUGGUCUCUCUGGAGUGGCUGGAUGUGCAGCCUGCCAUUGGGACAAAGGUGUCGGACUAUGUACUGCAGCACAAGAAGGUGGAUGAGUACACGGACACAGACCUCUACACAGGAGAAUCCUUGAGCUUUGCAGAUGAUUUGCUUUCUGGCCUUGCAACAUCCUGUGUGGCAGCGGGUAGGAGCCAUGGAGAUGUCCCUGAAACCAGCCUCUAUUCCGUCAUUUUCAAGUGCCUGGAACCAGAUGGUCUGUACAA
Eurypyga helias (sunbittern) is the source of this 686-nucleotide messenger RNA. RefSeq names its product astrotactin-2-like. The transcript has 4 exons. The record is from RefSeq and is a predicted model, not a curated record. Gene Ontology annotation, biological process: neuron migration; neuron cell-cell adhesion. NCBI's taxonomy places the organism in Eukaryota, Metazoa, Chordata, Aves, Eurypygiformes, Eurypygidae. The annotation marks the transcript as partial.